Molecule: messenger RNA, 591 nt
Organism: Fusarium coffeatum
Lineage: Eukaryota; Fungi; Ascomycota; Sordariomycetes; Hypocreales; Nectriaceae
Exons: 1
Coding region: 1-591 (196 amino acids)
Cellular component (GO): mitochondrion
Molecular function (GO): carbon-nitrogen ligase activity, with glutamine as amido-N-donor
Source: RefSeq, a predicted model, not a curated record
AUGGCCUCAAGACAAUCUAUGCAGCUUUUCCGGGCAGUUCGCAUGUCCCAACCUGCCUUCCGCCAGCCCGUCAACCGACUUUCUGUCUGCCGAUUCUACUCAACAUCUACCGACGAUGCUCCCCCUCCUCUGCUGUCCAAGCUCAAGGCCGAUCUCAAGACUGCCAUGCGCGCCAAGGAUACCCCCCGUCUGACCGUCCUCCGAGCUAUCAUGUCCGCCAACCUCAAUGCCUCCAAGACAUCGACCCCCAUCAAGACCGAUGUUCAGCUCGUCGCAUUGAUCCGCAAGAUCCAGAAGGGCGCUCAAGAUGCUGCCGCCGAGGCCAAGGCCGCCAACCGUGAGGACCUCGUUCAGAAGGAGGAGGAUCAGAUCAAGGUUCUGGACGAGUACAUUUCAAACAGCGGCGUUGAGAGCUUGUCUGAGGCUCAGCUCAAGGCCAUGGUACAGGAUGCCGUUGAGGCUUCCAAGGCUGCUGGUGGUCAGGCUAAGUCCAUCAUGGGAGAUGUCAUGAAGCGUCUGUCUGGUGCUCUCGAGGGCAAGGAUGUGGACAAGAAGGAGCUGUCCAAGAUGGUCAAGGAGCUUAUCGGUUAA